GGAACUCCUUUGCGGCCCCUUGCUGGGGAACCUCUUGCAAGGCAUCUAUCCGAAUGGCGGCAUCCAAGUCCAGACAGUAAAUUGCCACAGCGUGACCCAUAAACAAUGAAUAAGAGAAAGCCUCGUCGUCACAAAAACGUUUUAUCCCUAGAAACCCGAAUUGCCGUCAUCAACGACUACAAGAGCCUUACAAAAAAUGCUCGGGUUCUAUCAGAAAGGUAUGGUUGCGGCCGCACACAAAUUCAGAACAUCAUAAAAGCAAGGAAGGAGCUACUAGCCUUGUACAAAGCAUCCAAACAGAGCAGAAGUUACCACAGCAACAAUACGCCUUCGAAAAAUUCAAUCCCAGAAAAUAUUUCCGACACCUUGGCCAUUGUUCUGUUCGAGUGGAGUCAACGUAGCCAAGCCCAUGGCCUGCAAAUUACCGAGACGUUGCUUGAAAACGCCGCAGAAAACAUUGCUCCUCUGCUGGGUAUUCAGAAACGUCGCCCUCAGGAAGGGUGGGUGAAAAGCAUCAUGACCAAAUACGAUUUCUCCUUUGGCUGUUCGCAGCACAAAGCUUCAGCGGCAAGCUCCAAUUCCCUGAAGUACACCGACAUCAUGGACGAACUUGGUAUCAAGUAUAACGUCCCAUCAGGGAUGGAAUACUAUAACUACUCGGUGCCGCCCGUAUUGAAGCUUUUUUCCUCUUGUCCGGAAAACACAAACAAUUUGGAAAUCAGCCUGAAAAACGACAUUAAGGAGGAAUCUUCCGAGUCCGAGCCAAUUAUAAUGGAUGGAAAUGAGGAAAAGCAGGAAUCGGCCAGUACAUUUCUGCAGGAUGAGAUACCUUCAUGCGGUUUUAAGGAGGUGAACUCAUACCGGGAAGCUUUGAAUGUCCUUGGUCCCUUGGAAAGAUUUGUUCUACUGAAGGGAAAUGUGCGUGCUGUCGGUCUAAUAAAUCAAUUGGAGAACCUUUUCCGCGGUGAACUUGAAAGAAUGUUACAAGCAGGAAGAUUGGAUUAAAUCUAAAAAAAACUCUUUUGUAAAUUUUCAUAUAAUCCCUGAUAUUAGCUGUAAGACAAUUUUUGUUCGUAAGGAAAAUUUGUAAAUAAACUAAGAUGAAUGAGUACAAAGCAA
Messenger RNA from Hermetia illucens (black soldier fly), 1119 nucleotides. RefSeq lists its product as uncharacterized. The record is from RefSeq and is a predicted model, not a curated record. Lineage: Eukaryota; Metazoa; Arthropoda; Insecta; Diptera; Stratiomyidae. The coding region runs from base 106 to 1005 and encodes 299 amino acids. The transcript is spliced from 2 exons.